Molecule: messenger RNA, 1098 nt
Organism: Cetraspora pellucida
Lineage: Eukaryota; Fungi; Glomeromycota; Glomeromycetes; Diversisporales; Gigasporaceae
Source: the annotation of a GenBank genome assembly
AUGAGUGCCAAUUCAUAUGAUAAAUAUAAACGUCCAAAACAUAGCUGCAAUAAACCACUAACCGGUGAUAACUGGUGCAAGCAUUGUAACUCUAAACACUUUGAAAAAGAAUUUGGAACAUGGACAAGUGAUAAUAAUCACGUUGAUGAACUUAUUCAAAAAACUCAAACUGAAGCAAAUGAUCACAAUAAAGUAUUAGAAUGGAUUCGAUUUAAAUCAAAAGAAAUUUUUUGUGUUGGAUUCCUAGCAGAAGGUGGCAAUGGGCAUGUAUAUAAAGCUAAAUGGAAGAGUGGUCCUAUUGAAUAUUAUGACGAAGAAGUUAAAGGUUGGCACAGAUCUGGCGAGAUCGAUAUUGUUCUUAAAAGUAUAAAAGAUUCAAAGGAUAUAACUGAUGAAUUUUUUGAAGAGAUAAAACAACAAAUGACCUCAUUUAGACAAUUCAGCUAUAUUAUUAGAUGUUAUGGUAUAACUAAAAUUCCUGACUCCGAUAAUUACAUGAUGAUUAUGGAUUAUAAAAAAGAUGGUAGUCUCCGAAAAUAUUUGGAUAAAAACUUUAGACUUUUAAAAUGGCGACAAAAACUAAAUAUUUUAUACACGGCGAUUAAAGGUCUUUUGGAUAUCCAUAAGGCAGACUUAAUGCAUAAGGAUUUUCACAGCGGAAAUAUUAUUAUUUCUGACAACUUUUCUUACAUAGCCGAUUUUGGAUUAUGUAAAAGUGUCAAUUCUAAUGCUCAAAGUCAUCCCCCAUAUCAUACGAUUCCACAUGAUCAAUACCUUAUGAUUGACAUUGCUAAAGGACGUCGUCCAGUACCUAAUGAAGACAUAACACCACCAGCCAUUAUUAAUUUAAUUGAACGUUGCUGGAAUGAAAAUCCCAAUGACAGACCAGACGCUAAUGAAUUAUUUAAAACAUUUAGUAGUUUCAUGCAAAAAGAAAGUGAAAUACAGACUAAAUUUGAUGCUAUUGACGCGAAAAUGAAUUCUAACAUAUCUUCACCGGAAUUUUCUCCAUCUCUAACUUACACAAUUUCCAAAGAUUCAAUAUAUACUAGUAGACAUCUUAUUCUUCCAGAAUUAUCUAUUCCGUUCGACUAUUAA